This is a messenger RNA of Durusdinium trenchii, 2523 nucleotides long. The record is from the annotation of a GenBank genome assembly. NCBI's taxonomy places the organism in Eukaryota, Dinophyceae, Suessiales, Symbiodiniaceae.
AUGCAAGAGGCUGACAAGACUUUGGGUAUGCUUUCCUUUGCUGCCACAGAUGUGGCGCGUGCCAUGCGUGAUGCUGAUCCUGCAGCUCUCCUACCAGACCCGGUUGUGGAAAAUGUGGCGGCAACUCUAGCCAGUAGCGACGGAAUAACCAUUGAAGUGUUGCACAAGCUUGGCUGUCCCAUCUGCCACUGCAACAUGACUGCAGCUACGCCCAGAGAUUGCCGUAUUUUGACAUGCUCUGGCCUGAUCGGUCCGCGGCAUGUGCCCUUGCGAUGCCAGAGAAGGAAAUGCGCAGCUCAAAACAAAGUGGUGUGGGCCAAUUUUCAAGCAGAUUCGAGGGGAUGUUACACUUGGUUAGAUGGGUCUGUCCGACCAGAUGUAGCGAUGUUGUCCCCGGCUUUUGGAGUUACUUGGGAAUGGCACGCGCAGUUCAGCAAGCGUAUGCUGCACCAUCAUGCAACCUUUCUAGGUGAAAGUUACGUGCACGCCUUUACGGACCAUGGGCUUUCGCAUGGGCAUGAGCUUGUAGCAAGCGCUUGGAUGAAGCUCCAGCUCCUGCGCCGUUGGCCUCAACUCAGUGACGCUCCCUACCCUUUGAGCGACAGCUUCGCUGAUGUGCUUGCUGGCUGCAGAGAGCGGUAUGACGCGCUGGUCGCAGAAGAGUUUCGGCAGGGUGCUCCUGAUAUACAGGUGGCUGUGGUGGAUGGCAACCAGAAACUGAGCCGCCGCUGCUGUGCGGAGAUGUUUACCAGCAUUGCAUCCGUUCCAGGAACAAAGCUGAAAUAUCUGCAGGAUUGUUCUCGCACACCAAAAAGGAAAUCAGCUUUUUGUUGCGAUCACCAGAGGCCCUUCAAGCGUGACUGUGGGGUUGCUGUGAUCAAGAAGCGCUGUCUACACACUGAACCCACAGAGUUGCUGCGGUGCGUUCCUUCCACUGCGUGCGUCAGUGAGUGGCCGCUGAUUGAUUGGCUACGGGACCAGGUGCACUUGCACUCCAAACGUGCCACAGACAAGAAUGGCUCGGACUUGGACAGCGUGCAAGCAGCAGAUUUUGUUUCGUGUCGCACUGUGAAGAUGAAGCGUCGCCUAAAUCGGCGCACUGGUGGCUGGCUCCUGGCCUGUGGGGGCGACGGUAGGGUGUUGCAUUGCAUGGAAUUCCUCGGAGGUGAAUCUUUGACACAGCGUGCUGCCUUCGUGGCGCAAUUGAAAGAGCGGUAUCCAUCUUUGAACACAAUUCUCCACGAUGAUGCGUGCCACUUGAGGCGCUUCAUGGACCGGAGGGCGGACCAACGCAAGUCUUUUCUGCUACUUGAGCGCCGUGCCCGCAAUCAAGAUUCAUCUCAGUGGAGGAAAACGGCCUUCUUUGAGGCGGUGAGCAGCGACUACGCAUUCCGAAAAGGGAAGGGGCGUUCCUACAAGGCAGGCUCCUUUGGACGAUUAGCAAACUUGGAUGAAGUUUACCCAUCCUUCCUAUCCUUUGGCCUGAUAGAUGGGGAUUCCAAGAGCAAGACCAGUGUCAAUGCUCACACUAGCUUGCUGAAUCGCUUCUUGCAGACAGGAGGGUCUUCCAAGAUCACGCGGACAGCCGGCGCCUAUGGUGGAGUCGGCGCUGAUACAGUCAGUUUCGCCAUGGUUGGCAACUGCCACCCCAGCAUGGCAAUUUCGAUGUUGGAAGGGGAGACUGGCUCGACAGUGGCUGCGCCGCACGACCGUUUUGACACAGCCGACGGUGCCGAAGACGAAUAUGUUUUCACGCUGCCAGACGGAGUGACAUCUCGCUUUCGUUACUCUGCUGAAGGCACUGCUUUGGUUCGCAUUCCUUCCCGGCAGAUUGUCGAGAAAUGGUCUGUGCGUGAAUGCACGCAGCGUGUCCUGGAACAGUUCCAAGAGCCACAUCAGAAGCUGCAGUUCGACGCUCCUGGCAGGGCAGCCUUUCUGGGCUACCAAACUUUGCUCAACGUAAAGGCCAACGCCGCUGCCCAGGUGGGAAGUGACAGCUUGGCUACCCGCAUGUCGAUUGGUCCGUGGCAUCUUGGCAUGCUCAGUGGCCUGAUGCGAAUCUUCGAUACAUUCUUGGGCGCUGCCGAAGAAGAUGCUAUGAAGGUGAUUGGCAAAGAACACGUUCUACGGGCAUGGCGGUUGCUACAAAUUCUUCACAAGAUUCGCGGUUUGUGGGCGAAGCUUGAAGACGAUGGCACCAAACCAUGCAAGGUAAAGCCUGCUCCUGCUGAACUCUUAGCGAAGGUUCGUGAAGGUGUUGAACUUCCUCCUGGUAUGGCUGCUUUUCCUGCCACACAAGAGGAAGGCAAGCCGGAGUUGGAUAUGUCAGCUUCGACCAAGGCUUUGGAACUGAAGCAGGGAAAGGCUUUGGAAAAGGCCCUUGCUCUUGGCUAUGGUCCCGGGGAUGAGACAGUGCAGAUACCAGUGAGUUUCCUUAGCGAUCGGGAGAUCAUGAGGAGGACCGUGCUUAGAGGAAAAUCGACUGUUACCUUCCCAGACUUGCAUGAGCCUCCGCAAGAAUGA